Messenger RNA from Trichomonas vaginalis G3, 1071 nucleotides. RefSeq names its product eukaryotic protein of unknown function, DUF842 family. The transcript has a single exon. The record is from RefSeq and is a predicted model, not a curated record. Lineage: Eukaryota; Parabasalia; Trichomonadida; Trichomonadidae. Bases 1 to 1071 code for a protein of 356 amino acids.
AUGAGUUCUUUUAAUAGUUCAUUCAGUACAAACAGCCAAAUUAAGGAUCCUACUGAAGCGGCAUUAGAGCUAGCAGAAAAGAUUAUUUCUUCUCUUUCAGAUCAAUCAAUAGUUUCUCGUUACUUUGAGCAAAAACAAAAGAUUAUGAAUUCAUCUUCGAGAUCUUCCAGUAGUUCCACUUCUAACAACAAAAUCGAUACAGGGAGUGCUUAUCAAUCAUAUCAAAAAUUCGUUGAAGAGAAUAAUACAAUCAAGGAAGAAAUAUAUCGCUUGAAAGCAAAGAAACCAGACUUUUCAUCUUCUCCAAACAACGAAGAGAUAGCUAAAUUACUUCAUGAAAUGCAAGUUAAUACAUUUAAUGCAUCUCCAAGUUCAAUUGAAAACGCAACAACAGAAUUAGAAAAGUUGAAGCGAGUUAUAGAAGCCAAAUUCGAUUCGUUAUCAUUUAUUCUCUCAGGGCUUAAACACGAGAAUGCACAAUUUAAGAAACAAUGGAAUGAAUGUGUUGCAAGUUGUGAAUCUCGUUUAGAAGCCGCAAAAGAGAAAGAAACACACGAUGAUAUCAAGUUUGAAGAAGAUUUCUCUAAGCUUCAAAACAGUAUUAAAGAACACGAAGAUCAAUUAUUACUUCUUCGUCAAGAGCAUCAAAAAGCAAUAGAAGAUAAUGAAUCUCUUCUUCACCAGCAAAGCGAAGCAAACGAUAAUCUUUCGCAAAUGCAAUACGCUUUAGAAUCAGCAAAUUCAAAUGUAAACGAACUUGAAGCCGAAAGUGGUCAAUUGCUUGACGAAAUUAAAGAUCUCAAGAAGAGCAUAUCAACUAAAUCAAAGGAAUUAGCACAAUUACAGAGAUUGAAUCGUGUAACACCAGAUGGGCCAUCUAUUAAUAUUAGCGAUGAAAUAGAGCGAAUAAAGCAAAAAACUGCAGUACUUAGGGCAGAAAAUGCUCAAAUGGCGUUUGAGUUAAAGAGAAUGGAACAGAAAUCUUAUAGUGAUUCAUUAUCUCCUACUUCUACUCUAACUUUAGACGAGGAUGAGUUAGCUGCACAUAUUCUGAGAUCAAAACUUCAUUAA